GCGUGAUCGAGCAUGCUGCUUUCAUUGAUCAUUACCAACCUGGCUGACACUCUGGACCCAUCAUGGAGUCGGGGAAGCAGCUAACAGGUACAUUAGCCCUGGCUGUGUUCACAGCAGCUCUCGGGUCUCUGCAGUAUGGCUAUAGUCUUGGAGUCAUCAACGCACCCCAGAAGGUCAUUGAAAAGCAUUAUGCGCGGUCCCUGGGGGUGUGGUCAGAGAGGGCUGCUGUCCUGUCAGAAAACAGCACAGAGGAAGGGGAGUUCUCAGAGGCGGGGAAGCACCCUGCCGUUAUCAUGUAUUGGUCAUUGUCGGUGGCAAUCUUCUCCAUCGGUGGCAUGUUAUCCUCCUUCCUGGUGGGAUUUGUGGGAGACAUGAGAGGAAGGGUAAAGGGCAUGUUAAUGGUCAAUGUUCUGGCUGUAGCAGGUGGACUGCUGAUGGGUCUUUGCAGAAUGUGGAAACCUCACAUCAUGGUCAUCUCUGGCCGUGCUGUUAUGGGCUUUUACUGUGGGUUGACAUCUGGGCUAGUUCCUAUGUACAUUGGAGAGAUUGCACCCAAGGCUUACAGAGGAGCUCUGGGUACUUUACACCAGCUGGCUAUUGUUAUUGGCAUCCUAAUCAGCCAGGUAAUAGGCUUGGACUUUGUAUUAGGUAACGACGAUAUGUGGCCUGUGUUGCUUGGUUUGUCUGGAGCUCCAGCCAUAUUACAGUCCCUCCUGCUGCCUCUAUGCCCUGAGAGCCCACGUUACCUUUACAUUUUACUAGGCAAGGAGCAAGAGGCUCAAAAAAGUCUGUAUCGUCUAAAGGGGGCGUAUGAUGCAACUCCUGAUCUGGAGGAGAUGAAGCGAGAGAAAGAAGAGGCAGACAGGGAGCCCAGGGUCUCUAUCCUUUCUUUGAUCCGCUCCACCGUGUACAGGCAGCAGCUGUUUGUUGCCCUCAUGAUGCACCUCUCCCAACAGUUAUCUGGCAUCAAUGCGAUCUUUUAUUAUUCUACGUCUAUCUUCACUCUGGCUGGUGUCAGUCAGCCGGUUUAUGCCACUAUAGGAGUCGGGGCCAUCAACACCGUCUUCACUCUGGUGUCUGUUGCUCUAGUGGACAGGGCUGGCAGGCGCACGCUGACUCUGGCUGGUCUAGGAGGGAUGUGCUGUUGUGCCGUUGCCAUGACAGUGGGCCUCAAACUCCAGGUUGAACAGCCAUGGAUGAGCUACGUCAGCAUGUCCGCUAUCUUCCUCUUUGUGAGUUUCUUUGAAAUUGGUCCUGGUCCUAUUCCAUGGUUCAUCGUUGCUGAACUGUUCAGUCAGGGACCUCGGCCUGCAGCCAUCGCUCUAGCUGGCUGCUGCAACUGGACCAGCAACUUCAUCAUAGGCAUGACCUUUCCAUAUAUACAGGCUUGGUUGGAUUGUUAUGUGUUUAUCCUGUUUGCUGUGCUGCUUUUCGGCUUCACUGUGUUUACUUAUCUUCGGGUCCCUGAGACCAAGGGCAAAACUUUUGAGGAGAUCUCUGCCGUCUUCCAAAAGGGCCGGAAAAAGUCGGCACAGAGCCCCAAAGAUGCAACUGAACUGCAGCAGCUCAAAACUACAGAUGCUUAAAACAGCAGCCAUGUAGAAGAAGGAAAGGGUGUAGUGUGCUUCAUCCGCCCUCAAAGGGAAUGGCAGGCCUGUCCGGUGUUUUCAAAGUAGGGUGUCUUAUAUCAGGAGAUACUUCAGAGAUUGAGUCCAAGGUAUACUAGCGCACAAAAACUAGAGGCAACAAACUUUAGUAAAAAAUUAACCAAACAUUGAAAAGCCAGAUCCGUCUUUAAUAAAGACACAUCUAGCAUCUUAACAUUUGUCUUUUUAUAGCAUCAAUGUGUAAGAUUUAGUGGUUUUUGUUGGCCUCUAGUGGUGAGGAUUUGAUAAUAUCUGAUAAUAUUUGAUAAUAUUGCAACGAGCUGAAACUUCUCCUGGUUAGAAUUUCUUCAGUGUUCAUUGUUAAGGUUUUUACCAUGAGCCGAAUUAUACACAGAGGUCUCUUCCUCUCCAGAGCAAAUGGACCAGGUGAUUGAAACCAAUAAAAACACUGAAUAAAGCAGUUUCAUGUUACAAUUCAGUGUUUCUCCAAUGCUGUUUGGCAUGUUGGGGAUGGGCUGCUUGCCCAGUACCUGCAAAUCUGUGCUGAACAUUCAGGUGGUUUUUAUCAGCGCUACAUUAUUGGCAGAGGUCUCCUCCUGUUACAAACAAACAGACCUGUUGAUUUAAACUGGGAAUUGUAUUUUAGAAAAUGCUGAAUAGUGUCUCUCUGAAACUAUUUGGCAUGUCAGAGAUGGGUGCCCCCCCACCGCAGGCUAAUGUAUGCUCACUUUUUUCUCUAAAUUACCGCCAAAUAACCCAUAGAAGCCUUUCUCUCUGAAACAAACGGACUCUGUGAUUUAAACAGGUAAAAACACAGAAUAAAACAGUUCCAUGCUAAAAAAAAAAAAAAAAAAAAAGUAUCAUCGCGAAGAGGCAGCUAACUAUGGUGGCCAUUGCAACAAUGUGAAUAUCCCUAUCUAGAGCCAGUGUUUGGUCUGUUUGUUCAAGGCCACUGUAGAAACAUAACGAUGCAACAUCGUGAUUUCUGUGGACAAGGACCCGCUCCUUAUGUAGAUAUACACGGCUCAUUCUAAGGUAACAAAAACACAACAAUUCUUAUUUUCAGGUGCUCAUAUAAUA
This is a messenger RNA of Plectropomus leopardus (leopard coralgrouper), 2687 nucleotides long. It is a transcript of the gene slc2a2, whose product is annotated as solute carrier family 2 member 2. Gene Ontology annotation, biological process: dehydroascorbic acid transport. The record is from RefSeq and is a predicted model, not a curated record. Gene Ontology annotation, cellular component: plasma membrane; brush border. NCBI's taxonomy places the organism in Eukaryota, Metazoa, Chordata, Actinopteri, Perciformes, Serranidae. Gene Ontology annotation, molecular function: D-glucose transmembrane transporter activity.